Messenger RNA from Elephantulus edwardii (Cape elephant shrew), 1259 nucleotides. It is a transcript of the gene SLC25A36, whose product is annotated as solute carrier family 25 (pyrimidine nucleotide carrier ), member 36. Lineage: Eukaryota; Metazoa; Chordata; Mammalia; Macroscelidea; Macroscelididae. Gene Ontology annotation, molecular function: pyrimidine nucleotide transmembrane transporter activity. Gene Ontology annotation, cellular component: mitochondrion; mitochondrial membrane. The transcript is spliced from 7 exons. The record is from RefSeq and is a predicted model, not a curated record. Gene Ontology annotation, biological process: mitochondrial transport; pyrimidine nucleotide import into mitochondrion. The coding region runs from base 150 to 1085 and encodes 311 amino acids.
UCGAGGGCCGGGCUUGGUGGCUUUCUGCAGCCCUCAGCGUCCCGGGGGGUCCGCUCUGCGUCUCCAGUCCCGGGACCGAAGCCGCCGGCCGUCUGGGACGGCCUCGUUCGCGCGCCGCCUCGAAGCCUGGAGGACAUGCGGGAGAGAGAAUGAGCCAGAGGGACACGUUGGUGCAUCUGUUUGCCGGGGGAUGUGGUGGUACAGUGGGAGCUAUCCUGACAUGUCCACUGGAAGUUGUAAAAACACGGCUGCAGUCAUCUUCUGUAACUCUUUAUAUAUCUGAAGUUCAGCUCAACACCAUGGCCGGAGCCAGCGUCAACCGAGUGGUCUCUCCUGGCCCUCUGCAUUGCCUCAGAGUGAUCUUGGAAAAAGAAGGGGCUCGUUCCUUGUUCAGAGGACUAGGCCCCAAUUUAGUGGGAGUGGCUCCUUCCAGAGCAAUAUACUUUGCUGCUUAUUCAAACUGCAAAGAAAAGUUGAAUGGUGUAUUUGAUCCUGAUUCUACCCAGGUACAUAUGAUUUCAGCUGCAAUGGCAGGUUUUACUGCCAUCACAGCAACCAACCCCAUCUGGCUCAUAAAGACGCGGUUACAGCUGGACGCGAGGAACCGUGGCGAAAAACGAAUGAGUGCUUUUGAAUGUGUUCGUAAAGUAUAUCGGACAGAUGGACUGAAAGGCUUUUACAGGGGCAUGUCUGCUUCAUAUGCAGGCAUAUCAGAGACUGUUAUACAUUUUGUUAUUUAUGAAAGUAUUAAGCAAAAACUACUGGACUAUAAAAUUGCUUCCACAAUGGAAGAUGGUGAAGAGUCUGUGAAAGAAGCUUCGGAUUUUGUGGGGAUGAUGUUGGCUGCUGCCACCUCAAAAACCUGUGCCACAACUCUAGCGUAUCCACACGAAGUUAUAAGAACAAGACUACGUGAAGAGGGAACAAAAUACAGAUCUUUCUUUCAGACACUCUCUUUGGUUGUUCAAGAAGAAGGUUAUAUGUCCCUCUACCGUGGUUUAACGACUCAUCUGGUGAGACAGAUUCCAAACACAGCUAUUAUGAUGGCCACCUAUGAAUUGGUAGUCUACCUCCUCAAUGGAUAGCAACAUGUGCCUGUUAUCACGGAACAGAGAAAGACCAAAAGAUGACAGUGGACCAUGGAAUAUCUAAGCCAGCAUAGUGGGCAGAAGAAAACUAGCUGGGGAACGUGGAACUAUACCUGAGUGGAAGUUUGGUGGUAGGCGUGGAAAAGGGAUUACAUCACAUUAUUUGAUCUU